Melospiza georgiana is the source of this 3057-nucleotide messenger RNA. It is a transcript of the gene TMC5, whose product is annotated as transmembrane channel like 5. Gene Ontology annotation, cellular component: plasma membrane. The transcript is spliced from 22 exons. Gene Ontology annotation, molecular function: mechanosensitive monoatomic ion channel activity. Lineage: Eukaryota; Metazoa; Chordata; Aves; Passeriformes; Passerellidae. The record is from RefSeq and is a predicted model, not a curated record. The coding region runs from base 1 to 3057 and encodes 1018 amino acids.
AUGUCUUAUCAUUACAAUGAAGCAUUUGAAAAUCCAGACUACCACUUCUCAGAGACACUGGAGAUUGAUAGAAGGGGGAGCUCUCAAAGGAACCCAUUCUCUCACCAAACUCCUCAUGAUUCAUCUCAGUCUGAUUACUAUGGAGAGCACAGAGGCAGGGAGCAGAACUACCCUGUGGCCAUCCCAAUGGUUUCCCUGGGCCCUGGUUCUGACUACAGCCAGGAUUUACCCAGCACAAGUCCAUAUGGGAAUUUCACAGAAAAUAUUUCCUUUGAGCCUGAGCCAGAACUGACUUACACCCCACAUUCUACCUCCUAUAUGCUGGAUUAUCCCUACACUCAUGGAAUUUCCAGUGGAUCAGAGGACAGCUUCAUUCGGAGACGCAACCGAAGGCCCCCCGAUGAGAUCUUCAUGACUUCGUCCAGCAUGCCUGAAGCAGAUCCAGUGUGCAGGGAAGAGGAAGAUUUAAUUGGAAGUCUUGCAAGUAUGUCCAGCAAUGAAAGGAUUAAAGCAAUCCAGAAGAUGCCAAAGACCAUGAGAAAAAAGAGAGAGAUCAGAAACAAAGUUCUGAAAGAAAGAACCAAAAAAUCACGGCAUCGUGGUGCUCAGUGGACACGGGGAGCACCGGGAGUGUCAUUUCGGCGAUUUGGAAACGCCCUUUCAGAAUUUUUUCAACAACUGCGGCCAUGGCACAAGAGUCUGAAGAUCAUUGGUGCUGAGUUUGGAACAAGUGUUCUUUCUUAUUUUGUUUUCUUGAAGUGGCUGCUAAAUUUUAACAUCUUCUCUUUCCUCAUAAACUUUGGUUUCAUCACAAUUCCUCAGUUUCUGGCAGCAGAACCAAAUAACCUUUCAUUCACGGGCCUGGAGCUGCUCACUGGAGCUGGUUAUUUUCAACAAACAGUUCUCUACUAUGGCUUUUACACCAAUGCUACAAUCAGUAAAGUGGAGAAUGGUCCAUCCUACAACAUGCAGCUGGCCUAUAUUUUCACUGUUGGAAUAUAUUUUGUCAUCUGUUUUCUUAUCUUGUUGUUCAGCAUGGCAAGACUCUUCUCCAGUAACUUUAGGUUUACAAAGGCAUCCUCUGUGAAUGCCAGCAAGCUGCUCUGUACUUGGGACUUCAAUAUAACUAAUGAAGAAGCUGUGAAGCUGCAACAGAAGAAUCUCCUCACACAGAUAAAGGAAGAUCUCACUGAAGUAAACAAAGAAGUUGUAAAUUUUUCUGUGAUGGAGAGAUUUGUUCAUAUUGCUACUCAUCUCCUUGCUUGGGUUGUUUCCCUGGCAACAGCAGUAGCUGCUUGUGCUGGUGUUUACUUCCUCUCCAUUAAUAACCUCGAGCUGUUUAUGAAAGGGUAUAGCAAUGAUCUACAGAGACAAUCUGCCAUGUUGGUGCUACCUGUGAUUGUGUCUCUCCUCAACACAUUGGUCCCAUUCCUCUUCUCCUGGCUUGGGCACCUGGAGAAGUUUCAGACUCCUGGACAGCACAUAUAUGUCACUAUUGUCAGAAAUAUCAUCCUGAAAAUCUCAAUUGUUGGAAUAUUGUGCUACUACUGGCUGAACAUCGUGGCUACCUCAGAGUCACAGUGCUGGGAAACUUUGGUUGGCCAAGAUAUCUAUCGUCUUGUUCUAGUUGACUUCAUAUUUUGUUUGCUUGGCUCUUUCUUUGGAGAGUUUUUACGAAGAAUUAUUGGAACUACAAUCUGUGUGAGCCUGGGGCUGCCAGAAUUUGAUAUCGGACGAAAUGUUUUAGAUUUGAUCUAUGCACAGACUUUGACCUGGAUUGGUAUCCUGUUCUCACCUCUCUUGCCUGGCAUCCAGAUGAUAGCAUUUCUUAUAGUAUUUUUUGUGAAAAAGGUCAGUCUGAUGAGGAAUUGCCAGCCCCCUCGUGAAGUCUGGAGAACUGCUCAAAUGACCACAUCCUUCAUUUUCCUGCUGUUUUGUCCUUCCUUCCUUGGAGUCCUGUCUGUCAUUGGGGUCACUGUCUGGAGGCUAAAGCCUUCAGAAGAAUGUGGCCCUUUCAGAGGUUUGCCUUCCAUGUAUGAUGCAGUUGAUGAGUGGAUACAGACACUGGAAAGCUACACUGCCUCAAAAUGGGUAGUGUGGAUCUACCACAAUUUAAUUGCAAGUGAACUUUUCUUCUUCAUCAUCUCUACUGCUGUACUAAUUGUUACUUAUCUUUACUGGCAAAUAAUACAAGCAAGAAAGACCAUGAUCAAACUCUUACAUAACCAAAUUAUUAAUGCAGGACAAGAUAAGAAGUUUCUGCUCCAAAAGCUACAAAGAGAGCAAAGGGCAAAGAGAAGAAGCUCGUCUGGCCUGGGAGGAAGAGGCCAGCAGAGAAGCUCCUCUUCAUACCACCCAUCCAUGCAACCUGCCCAGGAGGUGCCAGGCUACCCAGAAAGGGCAUUUGACAGACGCCAAAACACAUCCCACAAUGAGCAUCCCUUUUCUGUUGAGAUCUCAAGCAGCAGUGACUUUUCACCAGGCGCUGAGCCCAGCCCGCCCGGCCGGAGCCCCGGCACGUCCCGGGCCGUGGCGCUCGCCCUGCGCGCCCGGGCAGCGGCGCUGGAGGAGGACAGCGAUGGCAGCAGGGGGUUCCAGCCCUGGGCAGGCACGGACAGCGAUGGCACCGGGGGGUUCCAGCCCCGGGCAGGCACAGACAGCGAUGGCACCGGGGGGUUCCAGCCCCGGGCAGGCACGGACAGCGAUGGCACCGGGGGGUUCCAGCCCCGGGCAGGCACGGACAGCGAUGGCACCGGGGGGUUCCAGCCCUGGGCAGGCACGGGCAGCGAUGGCACCGGGGGGUUCCAGCCCUGGGCAGGCACAGACAGCGAUGGCACCGGGGGGUUCCAGCCCCGGGCAGGCACAGACAGCGAUGGCAGCAGGGGAUUCCAGCCCUGGGCAGGCACGGACAGCGAUGGCACCGGGGGGUUCCAGCCCCGGGCAGGCACGGACAGCGAUGGCACCGGGGGCUUCCAGCCCUGGGCAGGCACGGACAGCGAUGGCAGCAGGGGGUUCCAGUCCCAAACCGGCAAUGGCAGCGAGAGAUUCCAGCCCUGA